Messenger RNA from Dichotomopilus funicola, 357 nucleotides. RefSeq lists its product as uncharacterized. Gene Ontology annotation, molecular function: peptidyl-prolyl cis-trans isomerase activity. Gene Ontology annotation, cellular component: endoplasmic reticulum. Bases 1 to 357 code for a protein of 118 amino acids. The record is from RefSeq and is a predicted model, not a curated record. Gene Ontology annotation, biological process: protein peptidyl-prolyl isomerization. NCBI's taxonomy places the organism in Eukaryota, Fungi, Ascomycota, Sordariomycetes, Sordariales, Chaetomiaceae. The transcript is spliced from 2 exons.
AUGACCAUUCCCCAGCUUGAUGGCCUUCAGAUUGAGGUGCUGAACCCGGAGGACGUGGCGAAGGCGACUGGCCCGGAGACCAAAGCGGGCGACACUAUUAAAGUGCACUACAAGGGCACACUCACCAGUGGCACGAAGUUUGACUCCAGCUACGAUCGCGGUGACCCGCUCGCUUUCACGGUCGGCGAAGGCCAAGUCAUCAAGGGCUGGGAUCAGGGUCUCCUCGGCAUGAAGGUUGGCGAGAAGCGCAAGUUGACCAUCGCCCCUGAACUCGCCUAUGGCAACCGGGCUGUCGGCGGCGUUAUCACCCCCAACUCUACCCUCAUCUUUGAGACAGAGCUUGUCGCGAUUAACUGA